Messenger RNA from Phialemonium atrogriseum, 2415 nucleotides. RefSeq lists its product as uncharacterized. Gene Ontology annotation, cellular component: nucleus. Gene Ontology annotation, molecular function: RNA polymerase II cis-regulatory region sequence-specific DNA binding; zinc ion binding; DNA-binding transcription activator activity, RNA polymerase II-specific. Bases 1 to 2415 code for a protein of 804 amino acids. The record is from RefSeq and is a predicted model, not a curated record. The transcript has 2 exons. Lineage: Eukaryota; Fungi; Ascomycota; Sordariomycetes; Cephalothecales; Cephalothecaceae. Gene Ontology annotation, biological process: regulation of transcription by RNA polymerase II; DNA-templated transcription.
AUGGAGCUCGAGGCCGAAACCGGGUCAAGUCCGUCUAGCACGCAGGAGCGGCGGAAACGCAACAGGCCGGCCCUCUCAUGCAUCCAGUGUCGCUCCCGGAAGAUCCGCUGCGAUCGAAAUGAGCCGUGCGCUAGCUGCAUAAAGUCCAAGAUCGUAAAUUGCACCUUCGAGGAGGCCCGUCGGCCAAAGCCAAGGCUAUGGAGGUUAUCGCCGGGACCGGCCGGUCAGGGCUCGGCCGAGGAGCGUACCGCCCUUCCCCGCUUCGGCGCGAUGGACCAGACUUACGGGAGUCACUCCGGCCAGUUUCCCGCCGUCUCGGGAACGUCCCUGCCGGUUUUGAGCGGCCGGGCCUCCGAGACAACGCCUGCCCCCACUCCCGCCACCCACCUCUCGGGGGAGACUGCGAGCUCCGCCGUGUCGCUGGCUGAGCGAGUCUGCCAGCUAGAGCAGCAGCUAGCCGAUACUUUGAAGCGCCAAGGCGGCUCGAGCGAUAUUCGGCCAGCCCAUUUUGCAGAUGCGGAGCCGUCAAACGUCCACGGCGUCCUGGCUAAGACGAGAUACUUUGGCAAGAGCCAUUGGAUGAAUGUGGCGAGAUUUUUCCCUUUAAUCGUGGGCAUGGCCGAGAGACUUGAAAAAGAUAAGACCUCGGAUUAUUACCAUAAAACUCUGAAGUGUAAAAACAUAGCCCGGUCCAUCAAAUCGCAGCGCCUUCCGGCCGAGUUCUCAGCGGGAUAUGGAAAGAACAUCCCCCCCGAAAGGCUUGCUUAUGAACUUGUUAGCGCAUACUUUAGAACCUUUGAGACGGUCUACAGGGUUCUCCAUGUUCCCACCUUCUGGCAGGAAUAUAAGAGAUACUGGGAGAACCCACAAAGUGCGAGCCAGAUGUUCAUCAUCCAAUUCCAGCUUUGCAUGGCAAUAGGUACAUGCUUCCAGGACAACGUCGCUUCUCUCCGACAGAUGGCCUGCCAAUGGAUCUAUGAGGCCCAGUUCUGGCUCGUGAUGCCGUCGCAGAAGUCUCGAAUGAACCUCGCCGGCCUACAGAUCAGGUGUCUCUUGCACUUGGGUCGCGAAGCUUGUGGGGUCGGCGGCGACCUCACCUGGAUCUCUGCCGGGUCCCUUAUGCGGACCGCUAUAUACAUGGGAUUCCACCGUGACCCGGACAACCUUCCCAAGAUGUCCACACAGAGGGCCGAGCUACGAAGACGAUUGUGGGCAAGCAUCUUGGAGAUCGGUCUACAGUCCAGCAUCGAUUCUGGCGGGCCACCCCUGAUAUCGCUGAAAGACUUCGAUACGCAACCGCCGUCGAACUUUGACGACGAACAGCUCACCGAGGAUGACCAGUUUACCACUGUGCCAAGGCCUACAAACUCUUUCACUCAAGCAACUGUUCAGAUAACCCUCUUGCGGUCCUUCCCCACGAGACUCGCCAUCGCCCAGUUUGUUAACGACUUCCGCUCUCCAGCCACCUAUGACGAGACUCUCCGUUGGAACUCGGAACUGUCAAUCGCCUGCCGGGCGCUGUCGGCUGUUCUGCAACCUGCCUACGACCCCGCUGGCGUGCUGCCCAGACGCCUUUCGCUCUUCCAGCUUAGGUUGGCGGAGCACAUGGUCCAUCGCUUCUUCCUCGCGCUAAAUCACCCGUGGCUCGGGUUGGCACAGCAAAAUCCCGCCUACUACUUCGCCAGGAAGAUGUGUGUGGAGACCUCACUCAAGCUGCAUCGCGGCUACGCCACCUCGUCAUCUGUCGGCGAGUCAGGCGUAGCGAACCCAGCGGAUGAUUUUGUGCGGCUGUCGAUAUCGGGCGCCGGCGCCUUCCGGUCGGUGCCGAUGCAAGUUAUGAUGACUUUGGCACUCGAGUUGCUAUGGCAGGGACUCGAGGACCGGUCAUUCCGGCAGAGCAUGAACAUGGAUCAACAGCUCGACCGACCGGGGUCCGCCGUCGACGCAGACCUGCACUCAUCUGCCGGGAUGGGCAGCGGAGCGGCGCCGCGAGCCGAGCUGCUCGACGCGGUGAAGUACUCGGUUGGCUACACGGAGAGGCGGAUCCGCUCCGGCGAGACCAACGUCAAGGGCCACAUCUUCGUCAAGGCUCUCCUGACGCAGCUGGAGACACUCCAGCGCGGGGCCAGCGAUGCCGAGAUAUCGCGGAUCACCUUUCACAGCGUGGGCGAGUCGCUCUCGCGCUGCUGGGACCUCUUGAAGGAGUUGGCAGGGGAGCAGACGACGCCGGACGGGUUUGGCGAGGAGCCCGCUGCCGGCUCGGCGGAGCAGCUUGGAGGUGCGACGGGCGAAGGCUUGGGGCUUGGCGACAUCGGGCUCGGGUUCGGGUUCGGGAUGGACAGCGAGUGGGACUGGGAAGACUCGGUCAGUGCAAGAGCUUUCAUGUCGACCCCCCUCCCCAUUCAUUUCGUCUAG